This is a messenger RNA of Pestalotiopsis fici W106-1, 270 nucleotides long. RefSeq lists its product as uncharacterized. Gene Ontology annotation, biological process: negative regulation of ATP-dependent activity. Gene Ontology annotation, molecular function: ATPase inhibitor activity. Gene Ontology annotation, cellular component: mitochondrion. The coding region runs from base 1 to 270 and encodes 89 amino acids. The record is from RefSeq and is a predicted model, not a curated record. The transcript is spliced from 2 exons. NCBI's taxonomy places the organism in Eukaryota, Fungi, Ascomycota, Sordariomycetes, Amphisphaeriales, Sporocadaceae.
AUGUAUCGUCAAGCUCUCGCAAAGGCCCCCCUCCGCAGCGUCGCUGCUGCCUCAUCUCGCCGGGCAUUCUCCGUCUCUUCCCGCGUCAUGGCUGCUGGUGACACUGGCUCGCCGCCCAAGGUUGGUGGCCAAGGUGACGCUUUCCAGAGACGCGAGAAGGCCAACGAGGACUACGCCAUCAGGCAACGCGAGAAGGAGAAGCUGCUUGAGCUCAAGAAGAAGCUCGCCGAGCAGCAGCAGCACCUCAAGACUCUGAGCGAUCACAUGUGA